This is a messenger RNA of Pipistrellus kuhlii (Kuhl's pipistrelle), 2491 nucleotides long. It is a transcript of the gene MKNK1, whose product is annotated as MAPK interacting serine/threonine kinase 1. Lineage: Eukaryota; Metazoa; Chordata; Mammalia; Chiroptera; Vespertilionidae. Gene Ontology annotation, cellular component: cytoplasm; nucleus. Gene Ontology annotation, molecular function: ATP binding; calcium/calmodulin-dependent protein kinase activity; calmodulin binding. Bases 143 to 1393 code for a protein of 416 amino acids. The transcript has 12 exons. The record is from RefSeq and is a predicted model, not a curated record. Gene Ontology annotation, biological process: protein autophosphorylation; intracellular signal transduction; peptidyl-serine phosphorylation.
GAAGAAUGUGUGCUACCUGUAGAGACCAUUGAAACACUUCCUGCAGCUGGAAAACAGCAACCCCCUGUCAGAAGCAUUAUUUUAUCUGGAAUUUCAAGUUUAUAGAGGAUUUGCUUUCCAAAAAUUGGGCAAACCUAUAGAGAUGGGCAGCAGUGAACCCCUUCCCAUUGCAGAAAGUGACAAGAGGAAGAAGAAGAAGCGGAAGGCCCGGGCCACUGACUCCUUGCUGGGAAAGUUUGAAGAUGUGUACAAGCUGACCUCUGAAUUGCUUGGAGAGGGAGCCUAUGCCAAAGUUCAAGGAGCCGUGAGCCUGCAGAAUGGCCAAGAGUAUGCUGUCAAAAUCAUUGAAAAACAAGCAGGGCACAGUCGGAGUAGGGUAUUUCGAGAGGUGGAGACGCUGUAUCAGUGUCAAGGAAACAAGAACAUUUUGGAGCUGAUUGAAUUCUUUGAAGAUGACACAAGGUUUUACUUGGUCUUUGAGAAAUUGCAAGGAGGCUCCAUCCUGGCCCACAUCCAGAAGCGGAAGCACUUCAAUGAGCGAGAGGCCAGCCGCGUGGUACAGGAUGUGGCUGCUGCCCUUGACUUCCUGCACACCAAAGGCAUUGCUCACCGAGAUCUGAAGCCAGAAAAUAUAUUGUGUGAAUCUUCAGAAAAGGUGUCUCCAGUGAAAAUCUGUGACUUUGACUUGGGCAGUGGGGUGAAAUUGAAUAACUCCUGCACCCCCAUAACUACACCAGAGCUGACCACUCCGUGUGGCUCUGCAGAAUACAUGGCCCCGGAGGUGGUGGAGGUCUUCACGGACGAGGCCACGUUUUAUGACAAGCGCUGUGACCUGUGGAGCCUGGGCGUGGUCCUCUACAUCAUGCUGAGUGGCUACCCCCCCUUUGUAGGUCACUGUGGGGCCGACUGUGGCUGGGACCGGGGAGAGGUCUGCAGGGUGUGCCAGAACAAGCUGUUUGAGAGCAUCCAGGAAGGAAAGUAUGAAUUUCCUGACAAGGACUGGGCACACAUCUCCAGUGAGGCCAAAGACCUCAUCUCCAAGCUCCUGGUUCGAGAUGCGAAGCAGAGACUGAGCGCCGCCCAAGUUCUGCAGCACCCAUGGGUGCAGGGGCAAGCUCCAGAAAGGGGACUCCCCACGCCGCAAGUCCUCCAGAGAAAUAGCAGCACAAUGGACUUGACGCUCUUUGCAGCCGAGGCCAUCGCCCUUAACCGCCAGCUGUCUCAGCACGAGGAGAAUGAACUGGCAGAGGAGUCCAAGGCCCUGGCCGAAGGCCUCUGCUCCGUGAGGCUUUCUCCACCCUCCAAGUCACGCCUGGCCCGGCGGAGAGCCCUGACCCAGGCAGGCCGAAGUACGGACGAGGGGCCAUGCCCCACCCCCACAGCUCUCAACUGACUCCAGUCACACCUUCAGACCUUAGGCCUGUCCAGGUGUUGCCUCAUGGAAACCUGUGAGGCCAAAGUCUGCAGAGUCCACUGAGGGACCUGCUGUGGGGCUGGAGCCACUUUCUCAUCCACAGAGGCCCUGAGGUUCCCACCCAACCCCCCAUCUUCCCCAGAGACCUCAAGGAAAAGGCUUUUUCCAAAGGGGUUGUCUUUGAAAAGGAAAGCAAUCACUUGUCACUUUGCAUAAUCGCCUGAGGCAGGAACAUCUCUGCUGGGCUCCAGCCCACCUGCUCACCCGCCUGCAGAUCCUGGAUCAGCCUGCCAGCCGCUCUCCAGAAUGGGCAGCGUGGCGGCUGGGGCUGCAGCCUUCAGGGAGGCAGUCUCAAGAAACAUCAGUUGACAGAGGCCCUUCCCUCCCUGCGCAGUCACCCCCCACUCUGUCUGUCCUUCCACCUUCCUCUGUCCUCCGGAUGUCCUCCCCCUGGGCUGAGCAAAGCCGUCCUCUCAAUUCAGGGAAGGGCAGAGAGGCUCUGCAUCCCGGAGCCAGAUCAGUCUUCCAGUCUGUAGCACAGAGAAGCACAUAAUCUUUCUUUGCCGUGACCGAAAUGUGUCCCUCAUUUAUCAUCCUCUUCCUUGUUUGGGAUUGCUGCUAAAGUCAGUAUUAUUUCAUUUUUAAAAAGUUUUUUUUUUUUUUUAACCUUGUCUUCCAGUAAAGAUGGGAGUUAAAACUCCCACUUGCAAGCCCAUGGACUAACUAGAGUACGCGGGGGCUCUUCUUUUCCUGAAUGCCCAUGCGUGUGAAAGGUUUUAACCAGCUGUUUUCUAUUAUUUUAAUUGGUUUUAAGUGACUUAGAGUCCAAGUCUGCUGCUGCCUCUCAGGCCUGAUGUGGAAGGUAGCACAGGUCUGGGGCCUGAGGCAGCCCAGCUGCCCGGUCUGAGUGAUGUGGUGCUUGCUGCCUGCCAGGGAGUGUGAAGGUGAACCUGGCAUCAGAUGAGCUGAGCUGCUGAGUUAACUAAAGAAAGUUGAUAUGCAUAUCUCAGGCAGACAUUUAUACUACACCAUGAUGCUGUUAUACAUUGUGCUUGUUUGAAUAAAACUUUUAAAUUG